GUCUCGUCCCUCGUGUGGAUGGAUGAAUCAGCAGAUAUUAGCGGACAGAGUAUAAAGAGCAGCAGGUGGACAGAGCAAGCAUAAAGAAGUCAGAGAAACCUACCUGGAGACAUUAAGACAAGGAGAUCCUCCUCCAAACCCAGAAUCUAAAACAAAAUGGACAUUGCUGUUCCAGCCGCCGCCGACAAGAAGGCCGCCCCCAGGUUCAAGCAGAGGGCUGCUCGUACCUUCAAGAGCAAGGCCCCAAAGCCUGGCCAGAAGGGAUUCGGAGACGACAUCCCCGGCAUGGAGGGUCUCGGCACUGACAUCACGGUGGUGUGCCCAUGGGAAGCCUACGGGGACUUGGAGCUCGGGGACCUGGCAAAAUAUGGAAUCGUCUAGAAUCUCCCUCCUGUUCCCGUUACCGCCUGUUCAUUUCAUUCUAGAAUUGUUGCUCCAUCCGGAAUGUUACCCUCUAGCCUGAUCCACUGAGGUUCCGAGAGGACUUUUACUGACUGCUGCUGAGGUUGGCCCUACUGCACAAGGCUUUGUCGGAAGAUGUGAAACAUCGGUGACAUGUGUCUAAUGUAUCUGUUCAUGGGCCUUGUGAGUGUUUGGGGGCCAGGGAAGGGGCAGCAGGGCAAUUGUUCUAAAUUGGUCUGGUUUAAAUGCUUCCCCCCGAUAUUAUUCACCACUCUUCUUAGCGGUCGAGAUACAUUUGUCUUUUUGUCUCCUCCCAACUCUGUCUUUGGAGUCAACGUUGUACGAUAGAGAAAGAAGUGGUUAUUUUUUAUACACGCUGUAGACCGUUCAGUCUAAUAUCAAAUGCUGAAUAAACAACCAAAUUUUUCACUUGA
Gadus morhua (Atlantic cod) is the source of this 836-nucleotide messenger RNA. RefSeq names its product retinal cone rhodopsin-sensitive cGMP 3',5'-cyclic phosphodiesterase subunit gamma. The coding region runs from base 157 to 381 and encodes 74 amino acids. Lineage: Eukaryota; Metazoa; Chordata; Actinopteri; Gadiformes; Gadidae. Gene Ontology annotation, molecular function: cGMP binding; 3',5'-cyclic-nucleotide phosphodiesterase activity. The transcript is spliced from 3 exons. Gene Ontology annotation, biological process: visual perception; positive regulation of G protein-coupled receptor signaling pathway; positive regulation of epidermal growth factor receptor signaling pathway. The record is from RefSeq and is a predicted model, not a curated record. Gene Ontology annotation, cellular component: photoreceptor outer segment membrane.